This is a messenger RNA of Eriocheir sinensis (Chinese mitten crab), 1648 nucleotides long. RefSeq names its product evolutionarily conserved signaling intermediate in Toll pathway, mitochondrial-like (gene ECSIT). The coding region runs from base 164 to 1393 and encodes 409 amino acids. Lineage: Eukaryota; Metazoa; Arthropoda; Malacostraca; Decapoda; Varunidae. The record is from RefSeq and is a predicted model, not a curated record. The transcript has 10 exons. Gene Ontology annotation, cellular component: mitochondrion.
CUGCACACCAACUAUCAUCAUCAUCAGUAACAACAAACCACCGCAGACCUUAUUCACAGCCUAACUCUAGCGGCUUUGGCCCCACAGCCUAACUAGCUCCAUAAAAACACCCAACAACAACCAUACUAGCUCCAUAAAACAUCCAAGAAGAAGAGGUGUGAAGAUGGCAGUACCAUUACAUGCCUUGUGGCGCAGAUUUGUCAUUUCUGGUGUUUGGGGUCAAAGUUGGAGGGCAGGCCUUUCCAGUGCCCCAUUAUUUCAGCAUGGCAGUAAAAGGAAUCUCACAAAAACAGCCAUCCAUGCCACAAGAGAUGAUCCCUUGGAGAAAACCUCAUUAACUGUGAGGGGCUUCUUCAACUCUGAGGAGCGCACAAAGAAGACCUUCCUGGCUGCCUGUGAUGUGUUCGGUCAAAAGGGCCCACACCUUCGGGGUCAUGUUGAGUUUAUCUACAGCGCCCUCGCUCUUAUGGAGGAGUAUGGCGUGCAUAAAGACUUGGAGGUUUACAAAAAAAUAUUGAAUUUGAUGCCAAAAGGAAAAAUGAUUCCAAGGAAUGUCUUUCAACAAGAGUUUAUGCACUACCCAAAGCAACAGCAGUGUGCCAUUGACUGUUUGGAGCAAAUGGAGACAAAUGGAGUAAUGCCUGACUCAGAGGUGGAGCACAUCUUGAGAAACACAUUUGGGAAGCAGAGUCACCCAGUGCGCAAGUAUGGCCGUAUGAUGUACUGGAUGCCAAAGCUUAAGAACGCCUCACCAUGGAUUCUCCCUACGAUUGUUCCAGAUGAUGCUUUUGAGCUGGCAAAGAUAGCAGUGGCACGCAUGUGUACAGUUGAUCCUACCUCAUCCAUCACUGUAUUUCAGACUAGUGAAGUGGAGGAUGCAGUUGAGGACACAUGGAUUGUAAGUGGCCAGAGCACAGAGCAGCAGGAACUCUUGCAGAAACACCCUCCUGGGGAACCUAUCAAGGUUGAGGGUCCCUUCCGGAUACAUUUGCGUAACAAGUCCAUUGGCUACUUCAUCCUGCGAGCAGAGGCCAAACCCAAGCCACCUCCACCCAGUAGAAAGGUCAUUGAUGAUGUUGGCUCAAUCAAACACUGGUUUUCUGGUGAGCCAAUGCCAGAGGAGGCAGUACUGGUGCAGCCCUGCAGUGUGCAUGAGCAAGAGGAUGGGACCAUUCUGGGUAUAUGUGUCACAGGAACAUCAGGCAGAGACUCCUUGCUGUCUUGGAUCCGUCUGCUGGAGAAAACCAACCCAUGCCUGGGUAGCAUCCCUGUGCUCUUCACUCAGGCCAGCCCUCUCGGUGAGGUGAUGACCACAGAGGCACAAGAAACUAAAAAUAAGGUCCGCACACAGGUGCAGCAGGAGAGUAAUAAUGAAGCUACCACCAACACAUGACUCAGGGACAAAGAGCAAGUGUAGAGCUUCAUCAUAAUGUAUAAAGUUCAGUAGGAGUUUAAAUGUUUUAAUUUAUUGACAGUUAUGUAGCUAUUUUUAUUUAUUUAUUUAUUUUUAUUUUUUUAUUUUUUAUUUUUUUUGUAAAUACUUAAACCAACUACAACAAAUACUGCAUAUAAUGUGAAUGAAUUUUCUGUGUACAAUUUUCAUCCAUGUUACUACUUGGUCUCUAUUAAAAUAUAUUAUGAAAUAAUA